UUCACCGUGCUCUCUGUUGUUUUGUCGUGAUGCUUGUUUAAUACAAACUGUUAGAAAUGUUGUUUCUGUCAGUGGAAAAAUACAGUUUUUGAAUCAGGUCAUUAAACGCCUGUUAUAUUUUCAGCAAGAAAUUCUGGAGGAGUAUCAGCUGAACUGAGAUCUGCUGUGAAUAUGGAGUUUGUUAAAGAGGAGAGUGAGGAAAACACAAGUGAAAUAAAAGAAGAGGAACCAGAAACCAGGAAAAUAAAAGUAGAGGAACCAUAAACCUGGAAAACAAAACAAGAGGAAACGGAAAACUGGAGAAUAAAAGAAGAGGAACCAGAAAUAUUGAGAAUAAAACAUGGGGAACCAGAAAUAUUAAGAAUAAAACACGGGGAACCAGAAAUAUUAACAAUAAAACAUGGGGAACCAGAAACCUGCUGAAUAAAAGAAGAGGAACCAGAAAUAUUAAGAAUAAAACACGGGGAACUAGAAAUAUUGAGAAUAAAACAUGGGGAACCAGAAAUAUUAAGAAAAAAACACAGGGAACCAGAAAUAUUAAGAAUAAAACACGGGGAACUAGAAACCUGCAGAAUAAAAGAGGAGGAAGCAGAAAUAUUAAGAAUAAAACACGGGGAACAAGAAAUAUUGAGAAUAAAACAUGAGGAACCAGAAAUAUUGAGAAUAAAACGAGGAAUCAGAAACCUGCAGAAAAAAAGAAGAGGAACCAGUGUCUCUCCAGUUCAGCGGGUGGCGCUAAAACACAUUCGUUUGUUUGACAAACACCAUUAGACCUCAGAAGAAGAGGAUUAGUUUCACCACUCUCUCUGUUGUUUUGUCGUGAUGCUAGUUUAAUACAAACUGUUAGAAAUGUUGUUUCUGUCAGUGGAAAAAUACAGUUUUUGAAUCAGGUCAUUAAAUGCCUGUAAUAUUUGCAGUAAGAAAUUCUGGAGUAUCAGCUGAACUGAGAUCUGCUGUGAAUAUGGAGUUUGUUAAAGAGGAGAGUGAGGAAAACACGAGUGAAAUAAAACAAGAGGAACCAGAAACCUGGAAAAUAAAAGAAGAGGAACCAGAAACCUGGAAAACAAAACAAGAGGAAACAGAAAACUGGAGAAUAAAAGAAGAGGAACCAGAAAUAUUGAGAAUAAAACAAGAGGAACCAGAAACCUGCAGAAUAAAACACGAGGAACAAAGAGAGUUCAUUAAAGAGAAAGAGGAGAAUGAAGAAUCAAGUGAAGUUGAAGAGAAAAAUCAUAUUAAAACUGGAGGAAAACCUUUGAGUUGCUCUCAAACCAAACAGAAAGAAAUAAAGAAAAAAAGAGUUAAGAAAUCUCUCACUUGCACUCUGUGUGGAAAGAAUUUUAGUUCCGCUAGCAGUUUAAAAACGCACGAGAGGAUCCACACUGGAGAGAAACCUUAUAAGUGUUCACAGUGUGACCAGAGAUUUAAUCAAUCAGUAAAUCUGAAAACACAUGAGAGGAUCCACACUGGAGAGAAACCUUAUAAAUGUUCACACUGUGACCAGAGAUUCAGUCAUUCAGCAAAUCUGAAAACACAUGAGAGGAUUCACUCUGGAGAGAAACAUUGUAAGUGUUCACACUGUGACCAGAGAUUUAAUCAAUCAGCAAAUCUGAAAACACAUGAGAGGAUUCACUUUGGAGAGAAACCUUAUAAGUGUUCACAGUGUGACAAAAGAUUUCAUCAUUCAACAAAUCUGAAAUCACAUGAAAGGAUCCACACUGGAGAGAAACCUUAUAAGUGUUUACACUGUGGCAAGAGAUUCAAUCAUUCAGCAAAUCUGAAAAUACAUGUGAGGAUCCACACUGGAGAGAAACCUUAUAAGUGUUCACACUGUGACCAGAGAUUUAAUCAAUCAACACAUCUGAAAACACAUGAGAGGAUUCACUCUGGAGAGAAACCUUAUAAGUGUUCACAAUGUGACAAGAGAUUCAAUCAUUUACCAUAUCUGCAAACACAUGAGAGGAUUCACUCUGGGGAGAAACCUUAUAAGUGUUCACAAUGUGACAAGAGAUUCAAUCAUUUACCAUAUCUGAAAACGCAUGAGAGGAUCCACACUGGAGAGAAACCGUAUAAGUGUUCACACUGUGACAAGAGAUUCAAUCAGUCAGCAAAUCUGAAAAUACAUGAGAGGAGUCAUACCGGAGAGAAACCUUAUAAGUGUUCACAGUGUGACGAGAGAUUCAUUGUUUCAUCACAUCUGAAAACACAUGAAAAGAUCCAUAAUGGAGUGAAACCUUAUAAGUGUUCACAGUGUGACGAGAGAUUUAAUCAGUUGCCAAGACUGAAAACACAUGAGAAUAUCCACGAUGGAGAGAAACCUUAUAAAUGUUCACAGUGUGACAAAAGAUUCAUUGUUUCAUCACAUCUGAAAAGACAUGAGAGGAUUCACUCUGCAGAGAAACAUUAUAAGUGUUCACACUGUGAUAAGAGAUAUAGUGAUUCAUCAAGUCUGAAAACACAUGAGAGGAUUCACACCGGAGAGAAACCUUAUAAGUGUUCACACUGUGGCAAAAGAUUCAAUCAUUCAGCAAAUCUGAAAAGACAUGAGAGGAUCCACACUGGAGAGAAGCCGUAUAAAUGUUCACACUGUGACAAGAGAUUCAUUGUUUCAUCACAUCUGAAAACACAUGAGAUGAUUCACACUGGAGAGAAACCUUAUAAAUGUUCACACUGUGACAAGAGAUUCAUUUUUUCAUCACAUCUGAAAACACAUGAGAGGAUUCACACCGGAGAGAAACCUUAUAAAUGUUCACACUGUGACAAGAGAUUCAUUGUUUCAGCACAUCUGAAAAGACAUGAGAGGAUUCACUCUGCAGAGAAACAUUAUAAGUGUUCACACUGUGAUAAGAGAUAUAGUGAUUCAUCAAGUCUGAAAGGACAUGAGAGGAUACACACUGGAGAGAAACCGUAUAAAUGUUCACACUGUGACAAGAAAUUCAUUGUUUCAUCACAUCUGAAAACACAUGAGAGGAUUCACACCGGGGAGAAACCUUAUAAGUGUUCACACUGUGGCAAAAGAUUCAAUCAUUCAGCAAAUCUGAAAAGACAUGAGAGGAUCCACACUGGAGAGAAACCGUUUUAAUGCACUGUACGUGGGAAGUGUUUCAUUCAGUCAUCUGUUAUACACAGUUAUACAAAAGACAAUCACAGUAAGGUCCCGUACAAAUGGAGACAUGUUUAGCUGUAUAUGUAAAUAAUUUGUAUGGUAUAUGUGUUUCGUCCAGGUGGAUCCGGCAUUUUGGGAGAGUGAAAUCACUACUUUUCUUUUUAAACCGGGUCCCAGAGUGGCUGAAUCUAUAAACUACACCUUUGCGUUUUCGUGUGUAAAGCCAAUACGUAUAUUUUGUGAAACAAUGAUGUCAUGGAAGAUCAUGUGACCCUUCGGCAGCAAUGCACACAUAGUCCUUUGGUCUGCUCACUUUGUCAGAAAUUAUAUAUAUCCUGUCAGUAAAUUGUGAACAACUAGCCACAGUCAAGGAUGUUCGGGAAAGACAGAUUGAACAAUCACCAAUAAAGAAAAAAUUUAAAGAUUCUGCCAUUUACUGAGGAACUGGACGUGGCUAUAGCUAACGGUAUCAAGCUAGUGCUCAAAGAGCAACAAAGUGCUCUCGAUUCAGUUGUGGCUUCAACUGUACGAGAAGCAAUAGACUCUGUACUGACUCUAGCACUCCGCGAUCUACAUUUGAAGAUGCAAACAACCAACAAUUCUGUGAAAGAGCUGAGAGGAGAGGUUGAAAAACUAGCCUACGCAACAGACACAUGACAGGGUCGAUUCCGUUCAAGCAGCUGCAUGUGAGGAUAGGAGAACGGUCACAAAGAAAGAUUAAAUUAAGAAAUCAAGAAUUAAGAAAUCAUUUGGAACAACUCACCGAAAAAAUUACGGACAUUGAGGAUAAGAGCAGCUGAAAUAACAUAUGACUGGUGGGGUUGCCAAAAGGGGCUGAGGGCUCAGAUGCAGCGGGCUUCCUCAGAGCAAAUAUUUCCAAGUGCACCCCCUCACCGAAAGGCCGUGAUAUCAUGAUUGACCGGGCACAUUUUGUGUAUCACGGAAGGAAAAACUCAGUUUGGCAAUGUACUCUCAUCUUCCUUGUACUAAGAUGGCAUGACAGGUCGGCGAUCCUUAAAGGUGCUCGGCCGACAUAUCCGGUGAAAUAUACGCAUGAAAUGUCACGCUACUAUUUUUUGCUUGACUUUAGUCCAGCCACAACUACCAAGAGAAAGAGCUUUAAUCCAGUCUUGAAGAAGACGACAGCCCUCGGUCUACAGCCCUCCUCCAGGUUACUUUAUGCUGAACAUUUCUAAACUUUCCCAGUUUAUCUCAAAUGUUAAACUACCCAGAAUAAAACUUGCCAUGUUGCAGCAUCCUAUACUUUUGGGAGGAUUGGGUGUACCCAAUUUUGAAUUAUAUUAUUUGUCCUUUCAAUUUAAGGCUCUUCGUAUUUGGGCUGAUCCUCAAUCUAAAGUUUCAGGGAGAGCAAUCGAAGCUGACUAGGUUAAACAACGUAAGCUCCAAGAUAUUUAAUUUGCUGGCACAGGAAAUAAAAAUGAUAAACAUAACUUUUGCCCCUGUUGUGGCCAAUUCUAUUAGGAUCUGGAAAAGGGUGGUAUGCCUGAUGCGAGGACCUUUAAAAAAAAUUUAACAAGGCUUAUGGCAGAACUUAAAUUUUUCACGUGGAAAACGGCCAGUAUGUCCAGCCUUCUGGGUCUGAAUUGGACAUAAACACAUGCAAUGACUUAUAUGAUGACCAAAGACACAUUUCAAGAACUGAGAACUAAGAGUGGUUUACCAGCAUCAUAUUUAGUCUUUUUUCAGUUACUCUCUGCUCUCUACUCUGCCUAUUGAGUUCCCUGGGCAUCCCCCAUUUCCUCUCAUCCUAUGUGGGAUUUGAUUGCACCAUCCUCUGGUUGGCCAUCUAUUUCUUUAAUGUAUAAUAAACUUAAUGAUCACUCUAAAAAGCCUAAUUUCUAUAAAACAUAUAUGGAAUUGACAAUUAAAAGAUUUUGAUGUAUCGGUCGAUUGGGAGGGUGUGGUCAAAUCUAAUAUUAACUUCUAAAAACUUGGUUCAUCGUUAUAUCCAUUUCAAAGUCAUCCAUAGAGCAUAAAUAACUCCAUACAAAAGUUUUUUUAAUGAAUCUUCAAUCGACCUGUAACUGCCAUAUCUGUAACAAUGUAUUUAUCUGUAACACUGUAUCAUCAGGUUCUUUUCUUCACAUGUUUUGGGAAUGUCCAAUUGUUGUCAAUUUAUGGACACGUGAAUUCUGUUUUAAUCCAUUUUGAUGCAAAUUGUUUACAUGUCUAACCCAUGUUCAUGUUUUCUCAAUAAGGAUUCCAACUGAUCUUUAAGUUCAUUAAAGAGAAUGUUGUUUGCUGGUUUUACAGCUGCAAAGUAGACA
Molecule: messenger RNA, 5394 nt
Organism: Carassius auratus (goldfish)
Lineage: Eukaryota; Metazoa; Chordata; Actinopteri; Cypriniformes; Cyprinidae
Product: zinc finger protein 883-like
Exons: 2
Coding region: 899-3082 (727 amino acids)
Biological process (GO): regulation of transcription by RNA polymerase II
Cellular component (GO): PcG protein complex; transcription regulator complex; nucleus
Molecular function (GO): RNA polymerase II cis-regulatory region sequence-specific DNA binding; DNA-binding transcription factor activity, RNA polymerase II-specific
Source: RefSeq, a predicted model, not a curated record